Molecule: messenger RNA, 2109 nt
Organism: Drosophila ficusphila
Lineage: Eukaryota; Metazoa; Arthropoda; Insecta; Diptera; Drosophilidae
Exons: 3
Coding region: 69-1202 (377 amino acids)
Source: RefSeq, a predicted model, not a curated record
GCAACUUCGUGUGCUACUUUAAUUUUGAGCGCAUUUUUCACCGGAAAAAUAAAAAUAAAUGUAAAUAAAUGGAGAACGCAUUUAUAAAACGGCGGUCGCUGACGCUCAGCACUCGCUUACUGCAGAAACGUCUCAGUGCUUCGCCACAGAGCUGCGGGCGCUCAGGAAGCGCUCACGACGUAAGUGGUUCCUUGGAGCCUCCUGGGUCCCCUAACGCCUCAUCAAUUGGCGGAUUUACCUCCGAUGUAGAGAGCACGCCACCGCACAAGCAAAAGGCCAGUCUAGACGACAGUGUGGACUUCUUGCCCCGCCUGGACAUCAGUAUGUCCCCCAACUGUAUGUUCUCGCAGACGCUGGGCACAGAAAGUCCAGAGGUAGGGUGGCGAUGGAACCAAAGCAGCAAUGCCACCACUGAUAGUGGCUUCGACUCGGCAGAAAUAGGUAGUCUUAGCCAAAAGGAACGCCGCCGGCAGAUCGCCUUCAAGGGCUGGGAGGAUCGGCGCACACAACUCGACAACGAGCAGUGGCGGGCGCAGCAGAUGCGGGCCAAUAUUCUUCUCAAGGAGCGCUGUGCCAAGCUGAACAGUCAGAUGGACCAAAUAGCGGUGUCGGAGCCAGAAGACUCACUUCAAACGCCAAAGAUCCCUCCACCUGUAGCUGCCCGAACAAGAUCCGCCUGUAAGAAGACUUCUUCAGAGCCAUUGCUUCCUGAACCGGCUGCCGCUGAUCCCAUGGCAGACUUUCUCAACGAUUCCGACUCGGAUCUCUUCCUGCUGGAAGCCUCGCAGCAGAUAGAAUCGAAAAUUGUACCCCAGGAACCUCCGAAACCAAGCACAACCACCACACCCACCAGUCAUAACAAGGCGAAGCGACCCUCGUUCUACAUGAAGUUUCUGGAGGACGAAAGCGAGAGCGAGGACUGGCUGAGCGCUCUGGAGGAAGCAGUGCAGCAGGCCACAAUGCCCAAAAAGCCACGAACCUCGCUGCAACGUUAUAAAUCCAUGCCCACCACCGGGGAUUCCUCCAGCGGAGUGUCCACCCUGACCAAUUUAAUGGCCGGCAAGGGAACAAACACCUCCACAAGUGCCUCCUCAUCUUCCGAACUAAAGGACACGCCCCGCAUCAAGCGCCACGCCAGCUCACAUGCCCUUUCCCCGGGAACAUCGCAUGCGCGCGGCAAACUCUUUGGCAGCCGGAAAUGAAACCCGAUAACCACCUUCAGCUUCCCCUCAGCGACUACCGAUUGUGAUGAGCAAAGUUAGGUUUAAGCUUUUUCGUUUUGUUUCGAUUGGCUUCCGUUGCCGUUUCCUUGACCAUUUUGCAUUAAUGCCAGUAUACGAGUGCGCUAAUUGAUUCAUGCACCUCUUAAGCGUCUUUCUAAAUGUAAAUUUAAGGCUAAUUAAAAAUUAAUUGUAAUUUAAAGCAGGUCCCUCAAUUGUCGCUUCGAAUGUUUCUGAGCCCGUUCGGCGCAUGCGACACGCCAUAUGCUCGGCAUUAUCGGGCCGGGGAUGCGCCGCCCACCUGCACAGGUGGAAGCGACUGACAGUUGGCUGCGACUGGCCACGGACAGCCAGUGAGUUUUCGGCCCCCGGUUUAUCUUUCAUUCGCCGAUGGGGCGCUCGUUGGGUGCGACGGUGUUUUAAAUUAAUUGAAAUGUAGGCGAAGGAUUUCUGUUUUGAUAUUCUUUCAGUGCUACCUUUGGUUAUUUAGGUCAGCUCGAAUUUAUCCCUGCUUUAAGUUGCGUGGCAAGCAGCUUGUUAACUUGCGUAAACUAGAAUUUAAAUAUACCCGUUGGUUGAUUAACAUACGUAUUAACAAUUAAAUAGAAUGUAAGGUAAUUGGUUCAUGAAUAAAUUAAAAUAUUAACGUUAAAUAAACAUAAGGAGAGUAUUGCUAUCCUAUAAGCAUAAGGAAUAUACUUCGUUCGCAUAGAUUUGAAAUAAGUCUUAGUUUCUAAAGAUAUUUUUAUUAAUAUUAAUGCGUAUAAAAUAGAUUAACAGGCCUUACUAUUUUAGCAUAUGCAACCACCUUCCAUAAUCUGCUAAUUUUAUACUCACUCACAAUAUCAUUUAAUUAAAAAGAAAUAAAAGCUUAAAUUCUCAUCGAAAA